This is a messenger RNA of Clarias gariepinus (North African catfish), 4244 nucleotides long. It is a transcript of the gene trdn, whose product is annotated as triadin. Gene Ontology annotation, cellular component: sarcoplasmic reticulum; membrane. The record is from RefSeq and is a predicted model, not a curated record. The transcript has 28 exons. Lineage: Eukaryota; Metazoa; Chordata; Actinopteri; Siluriformes; Clariidae. Gene Ontology annotation, molecular function: signaling receptor binding. Bases 379 to 3429 code for a protein of 1016 amino acids.
UUGCAUUUCGGCCCUCCCUCUGUGGCCUAUGCUUCCUGAACAGCACCCAAGACCAAUGUUAGGUGCAACCUAGGGUUUGGAUUAGCUCAUUUAGUGGCUUCCAUCCAUUUUUUUUUUUUUUUUACCGCUUUGGUCUAUUCACAAGCUGUUCUGGAAGGUCUGGGCCCAAAGAAGGCUUUUUUUUUUUCUUCCAUUAAUUAAUUGGAUCACUUGAAAUGACCGGCUUUAUCGCCUGAGGCUUUACAAGAGGUCCGGUCCUUGGCAGGAACACCACUAUCUUAUUGGGACACUUAUAGAAGAGACAGUCUUUACUUUCCAUUGGAAAACUACUUCUGAUUAAACCUCUUAAGAUUGGGAUUUCACCAUACAACUUCAGAGAUGGAAGCACGGACCUCUACGACCACCACCACUGUCCUUGAGAGCAAAGGAGGUGAAACGAGUUCUCCAGCCACACGAGUGUCCAAACGCACAAUGACGGAUGAUCUGUACAGCACCUUCAGCUCCCCCGUGGCCUGGAUACUGGUCCUGGCCCUCAUCAUCACCUGGUCUGCAGUCGCCAUUAUUGUUUUUGACCUUGUAGACACGAAGAGCCUGGAAGGAGGUAUUCAGCACAUGAGCAGAGAACCUGUGAAGGCAGUGCACGAAGUCAUGGACGAAUCCAGCAACUGGAUGAACACAGUCUUGACCUUUGUGACUAAUUUGGUAACGCCGGAGGAGGAGGAGGAAGAAGGCGAAUGGCAAGCAGUGAAGAAAAAAGGAGAAUUCCUACCAGCAAGAAAAAAAGUGGUAGAGCUGCAGGCAAAAGAAAUCAUUCAGAAGGAGGAUGAUGAGAAGAGGCUGAAGGAAGAGGAGGAUGAAAAGGGGGAGGACGAGGAAGAGGAGAAAACUUCUGCAGUGGAUGAGAAGGAGGAGAAAACAGAAGAGGAUGAAGAGGACGAGGAAGCAAGGCCUCCCAAAAAGUCUGAGGUAGAGACAAAAGAAAAGAAGAAGAAAAAAGAUGUAGGUGAGGAAGAAAAGUUAAAGCCUGAAGCAGGUGCGGAAUUAAAGGAAAAAAAAGGAAAGAAGAAAGAAGUAAAGGAAAAGGAAGAAAAGGAGAAAGAAGAGAAGGAAAAGGAAGAAAAGGAGAUAGAAGAGAAGGAAAAGAAAGGAAAGGAGAAAAAAGAGAAGGAAAAGAAAGGAAAGGAAAAAGAAGAGAAGGAAAAGGAAGAAAAGGAGAUAGAAGAGAAGGAAAAGAAAGGAAAGGAGAAAAAAGAGAAGGAAAAGAAAGGAAAGGAAAAAGAAGAGAAGGAAAAGGAAGAAAAGGAGAUAGAAGAGAAGGAAAAGGAAGAAAAGGAGAUAGAAGAGAAGGAAAAGAAAGGAAAGGAGAAAAAAGAGAAGGAAAAGAAAGGAAAGGAAAAAGAAGAGAGGGAAAAGAAAGAAAAGCAGAUAGAAGAGAAGGAAAAGAAAGGAAAGGAGAAAGAGGAGAAGGAAAAGAAAGUAAUAGAGGUAAAGGAGGAGAAGGAGGUGGAAGUUAGGGAGGAGGAAAAGCCUGAAGUAGUUGCGGUGAAGAAGAAAAAGAAAGAGUUAACAGAUAAAACAAAAGAAGAAAAAACAGCUGCAUUAAAGGAAGCUGUUGAGGAACAGAAAGCUGCAGCAGACCAAACAGAUGCAGAAACAGAAAAAGAUGCUGAAAAAAAGAAUGAAGAUGCUGAGAAGAUCUCUGAACUGACAGAAAAGGAAAAAGAAACAACAGAACCAGAAGGAGCAGAACCUGCUGAUAAAGAUGAAGAAGAUAAAGAGGCAGAAGAGGAAGUCACUACUGACGAUACCACUCCGGCAGCUUCUGCUUCCCCUGAAGGACAUCCAGAGGUUCGUGAUGAAGAAGAAGAGCCACUUAAAGUUCCAAUAGCUGAAAAAAAACAUGAUGAAGAGAUAAAACCUGCUAAAGUCACUGCUGAUAAAAAGGAUGAGAAGGAUGAGGAAGAUCUUAGAGACACAGCUAAAGUGGACACUGAAAAGGAGGAUGAAGAUGACCAAAAAGCCAAAGAUGACCAAAUUGAAGACAAGGUGGAAGAGGCUGAGCAGGAAACCAGAGAUGAUACGAUAAUCACUGCUACUGCGAUACGAGAAACUGACACCGGAGAACUAGAGAAAGAAGAAAAGGAGGCAGUGAAGGAGGCUAAGGUGGAAAUAAAGGAGGAAGUAAAAGCUGAAGUUGAGGAAACAACAAAAGUAGUCAUUGGAGAUGGGCCCAAAAUAGAGGCAAGAGAGGAAAAGGAGGAAGAAACCAAAAAACUGACAAAGACAGAAGAGGAGAAAGAAGAUGAACAAAAGGAAUCUGCCACCUGUGUGUGUCUGCAGCCAGAACAACCUGUACUGCCUCCCAUACUGGAUGUUGAGCCCGAGGAGGAAAAAGAGGAAGAGAAAAAGGAGCCACAGCAAAAACUUGAGCAAGCUGUGCGGCAGAUGGUGGAUUCUGAGUUGCCGCAUAAAAAAGAAAGUGUUGAUGUAGUGGCCCCACUUCAAGAUCUCCCAGCAUGCCGCCCAACGCCGGUGUACUGCCCAGCUCCACCCGGCUGGUACGUGCAUCACAUAGUCUCAGAUAGUCCAUUACCACCGACGCCUGUGCGAGAGACACAAUUUGCUACAAUAUCAACUCAUGCAGUCACGCUUCAAAGGGAAGAUGCUGACAAAGAGAAACUGAAACAAGCCACAAAAAGGAAAGUGCCUCCUGUUAAGAAACGCAAAGUAACACCUACAAGGAAAGACACUGUCUCAAAAUUAUUGAAAGUAAAGGCACCUGAGGAAAAAGUAAAACCUCAGAAAAGAAAAGCUCAAGUGACUCCCAAAGAGAAGCUCAGACUGAUCCCCCACAGGCGAGAAGUAACAAGGCUGACCAAACCCAUGAGAUCAUCUGGACCUGUAAAACGGAAGACUAUAGUCAUGGAGAAAGGAAAAGAAAAGAUGAAAGGCAUCAAAGACACGAAGCCUACAGUUGUGGAUAAAACCAAAAGCAAGCCAACAAAAGCAAAACGAGCUGCACUUCCAGCAAAAGUGGCCAGCACCAUGUCUGUAAAAGGUAAAAAAGAGGGACAAGCUGCUAAACCACGUCCUGAGGAGAAGAAACCUUCACUCAAACCUGCUCCAGAAGAUAUAAAAGUUACCAGUAAACCUGCUCCAGAAGAGAAAGGAGCUGAAACAGAAGAAAAAACAGCUGGUCCUCCUGAACCAACAAAAGAAUCCAAAAUUGAAGAAAAUGUUACAGAAGAAAAGAAGCCAGGCAAGAUCCCAUAUUUCCAGUGUGUCCUAGUGGGUGGAAAAGCCAGCCAGUAUCCACUACGUCCGUUAUCUCCUGCUAUGACUCCUGCUAUUAACCCGGCCAUGAUGAGAGCCAUGAUGGAGCAGAGAGCCAACGUGCUCGAGCAGAAAGCUCAGCCAGCAGGACAGUAACCUACGUAAGAAAACCAGAAUUUUGCAAGACGAAAUUCUAAUGUGCUGCUGAUGCUUUCACUGCUGCUAGUCUCUUUACCAUAUAUAGCUAUAGUAAUGCUAAUCAAGAAGAAACACCGAUGAAUAAAUUAUUCUCGUCUUAUGGGUUUUUGAAGCCAAUAAACUAUUCUAUAUUUAUAAAUGGUUGUAACAGUUAAUCCAUGGACGCUGGUAAAGAGAUAAUUAAUGAUAAAGCAGGAGCAGUGUUUACAUGACAGUACAGUAUUCGACAACACACGUGCAUUCAGAAUUACAUGACAUGCCAUAUACAUAUCACACAGUAAUAUGUCUCAUUAACAUUCAGGGCAGAGUUUCCAGGAAGCAUUACAACUACAUGGUAGAGUGUGCCUCACAACCACCUCUCAUUUAAGCUACCUGUUACAAUGAUCUUAAAUUUAUAAUGCUUUUGGGAAACUGGCUAUAGAUCUGUUUACAUUUUGAAGAAACCUCGUUUUUCAUAGUCAACAUAAGACUUGAACAUGUCUGACUCGACUAAAUGCUAUAUAAAUAUUUAUUAACUUAUGUACUAAGGCAUUUUCUUCCAGUAAUGUAUUUACAGCAAGGCAUAGUAAAUUUGUCAAGUAUACUAUAGAGAUUAUAUCUCUUGCCACAGGCCAUUUCCUUUAUGUCACUGUAAUAUGAUAAUCAGGUCAAGAGUUCCUGUAACAGCUAUUAUAUUACUGUAGAUAAUAUUUAUGAAAAUAAAUAUACCCAAGAUAAAAUAUUAAUCAAAAUCAAAUUAGAUACACCAUAGUUGGUUUUAGCUCAGUACAAAU